This is a messenger RNA of Agelaius phoeniceus (red-winged blackbird), 1252 nucleotides long. It is a transcript of the gene EFNA1, whose product is annotated as ephrin A1. Gene Ontology annotation, cellular component: plasma membrane. The record is from RefSeq and is a predicted model, not a curated record. Gene Ontology annotation, molecular function: ephrin receptor binding. NCBI's taxonomy places the organism in Eukaryota, Metazoa, Chordata, Aves, Passeriformes, Icteridae. Gene Ontology annotation, biological process: ephrin receptor signaling pathway; axon guidance.
AUGGGGCAGCCGGGGGUGCCCCUGGCCCUGCUGGGGCUGGGGCUGUGCUGGGCAGCGGCGGCCGAGCGGCACACGGUGUUCUGGAACAGCUCCAACCCCCGGUUUCUGUGGAGUGACUACACGGUGGAGGUUCGUCUCAAUGAUUACCUGGACAUUAUCUGCCCUCACUACGAGGAGGGCAGCGUGGACCCCCGGGCCAUGGAGCGCUACACGCUGUACCUGGUGGAGCUGGAGGAGUACCAGGCCUGCAAGCCCCGCUCCAAGGAGCAGAUCCGCUGGGAGUGUGACAAGCCCAGCGCCCUGCACGGCCCCGAGAAGUUCUCUGAGAAGUUCCAGCGCUUCACUCCCUUCACGCUGGGCAAGGAGUUCAGGGAGGGACACAGCUACUACUACAUCUCCAAACCCAUCCACCACCACGGCGAAGCCUGCCUGAAGCUGAAGGUGACGGUGACAGGCAAAGGCACUCCAGCACCGCCUGCCCCGGCCUCGACACAGAAGGGGAGGAUCCAGGCAGACGAUGCAGCUGCGCACGUGCUGAGGAGCGUGGGGCAGAACUCGGCCAUGCGCAGCAGCAGCCGCCCCUUCACCUUUAUCAGCCUCCUCCUGCCCCUCCUGGUGCCACAGGGGCUCUGAGCUGCCCCUCGUGCCCGGACCCACCGAGGCUGUGGCCAUUGGGGACCCCCGUGGUCCCCGCACAUCUGCCCCGGGUGCCCUGCCCUGUGCACAUCUGGGCAAGGAAAGGAUUUGUCAGUAUUAUGGGGCUGGAGGCCCCAAAGCCAUCGGAGCAGCUGGAGCCUUCAGGCUUCCCUGGCCCUUCCAGGAUGCUCCUGGCAGCCAGAGGCCGAGCGAGAGCCUGGAGCUGGAGGGGCUGAGGUGCCCCAGACUGGAGAGGGGCAGGGGGCUGGCACCCCUGUCCGGCAGCUGAGCUCGCCCAACACCCUCGGGGCUUUCCCCGUGGUGGGCUGGAACUGGAAUGUGUCCUGCAGGCGGGGACGUGGGGGUGGCCAGGUGACCCCAGUGUCAGUGGCCAGGGAGCACGGACAGGCUGGAGAUGCCCUGCAGCCAGGGGAGAGGGGUUAUGAGAAACACCUCACUCCUCCCUGUGCUGCACCCCUACCCCUGCCUUCAUCCCCCGGCCCUUCCCCAUCCCUCCCCUCCGCUGGGUGCCGGAGGGGCCCCCCAGAACUCCCUUUGUACAGCUUUCUAACACGGGACUUUUUAUACCAUUGUCGGGAAUAAAUAACCAAAACCA